UAUAGUGUGUGUGUGUGUGUGUAGGGACUCGUCUAUGUCGGCCUGGACUACUUCCCCUUGUCUUUGGCAGGGAGGGGCCUCAGAUCCUCUAAAAAGGGUGGAAAAGUUACAAAAAGUGCUUAUUCCGCAUUACAAUAAAGAUGAAGUUGUCCUUUGUCUUGAUUAUUUUACUAAGGAUCCCUCAUCUCAAAGGUCAGCAGAACAUCGAGGAGUUUGAGCACUUUCUGCUGAGACUGCGCUUCCCUUCAUUUUACAAUACUUACAACAAGUCCUGCUGUAAACUCUAUCCAGGAGGAUGUUACAAGCUCCUGGACAGUGCAGGAUUCACCUGUGAGCUACUAAAAGGAAGAGUUACAAAAACGGAGAAAGACGGCUGGAUCGAAUUUAAAAUAUCAAAUGUGCGUUUGGUGGACGGAGGAUAUUACAGAUGUAUUGUUCUGGGAACCCAGAACCACGUAUACCAGGAUUACUAUGUGGAGGUCUCUGAAGGUUCAGCUCAUGACAAGCAGUCUCAAUCUUCCCUGACAACAACUGUCAAAGCCCCCAACAUCUCCACAACACCUGGAGACGCCACCUUGCCGGCUCUGGCACAGGACCACAGCGACAGCGACAGGGUUCCAUGGAGUUUCAGUCUGCCACUAGCCGUCAUUGUGUCCAUUGCAGUGAUGGUUUUCAUCACUUCAGUUAUCGGGAUUGUUUGCUGCCAAGUGAAGGCCAAACCUAAACAGCCGUACAAAUAUGGAGAAGCGCCGCGUGAGUCACUGAAACAAGAGGCCACGGAAGUGAGCGGCACAGUCUACACGACAGUGGACUUCAGAGCUCACCCGAGACCAACAGAGGUGUAUGAAAACCUGAGGGUGCACGAAGCACAGCAGGGGUCCCCCGACUCCUCCUGCAGGGCGGAGAACGACGGGAUGGUGGAGUACUCAACACUGGCAAUCCACCAGUGAAUCCACCUUCAUUUGGGAUUUUAAUGAGACCGAUUUUGCAUUUGCCACUGUUGGAAAUGUUCCAGUACGAGUCAUGCUUGCUACUCAGACAGGGCAGAGUUUUCAUCCGGCAGGGAGGAGCCAACAAAAACAUACAUUUGUGGGAAAUUGAAAUUGAAAAUUGGAUUCAUUUUCGGAGCUUGACCCCUGUAAUAAUGAUUAAGCAUCUGCAUGACCUGCUCCUUUUGUUUUAACUAUUCUUUUUUUCAUCUUUACUGAGUCCCCUAACUUUAUGGAGGUGCGAUAAUAAAACAUUUAACUACCCUGUGUAUAUA
This is a messenger RNA of Gasterosteus aculeatus aculeatus (three-spined stickleback), 1264 nucleotides long. The record is from RefSeq and is a predicted model, not a curated record. NCBI's taxonomy places the organism in Eukaryota, Metazoa, Chordata, Actinopteri, Perciformes, Gasterosteidae.